This is a messenger RNA of Phaeoacremonium minimum UCRPA7, 801 nucleotides long. RefSeq names its product putative general negative regulator of transcription subunit 4 protein. The coding region runs from base 1 to 801 and encodes 266 amino acids. Lineage: Eukaryota; Fungi; Ascomycota; Sordariomycetes; Togniniales; Togniniaceae. Gene Ontology annotation, cellular component: CCR4-NOT complex. The record is from RefSeq and is a predicted model, not a curated record. Gene Ontology annotation, molecular function: RNA binding; ubiquitin-protein transferase activity. Gene Ontology annotation, biological process: protein ubiquitination. The transcript is spliced from 5 exons.
AUGGCUCCACAAGAUACCUUUUUUGAAGAAGAGGACGACACCUGCCCGCUAUGCAUAGAAGAGUUCGACCUUUCAGAUCGGAACUUCCGACCGUGUCCAUGCGGAUACCAGGUGUGCCAGUUCUGCUUCAACAACAUCAGGAAUAACAUGAAUGGUCUGUGUCCUGCUUGCCGAAGACCAUACGAUGAGAAGACAAUACAAUGGAAGAUGGUUACUGCCGAAGAGGUUGCUGAAUACAAGGCCAACGUACAAAAAAAUCGAAAAAAGCGAGCCGAGGUACAAGGGCAAAAAGAGACUCAGAAGCGAGACACCGAGAAGGAGAGUCGCAAGAACCUCGUCGGCAUUCGAGUAGUGCAGAAGAAUCUGGUAUACGUCACUGGCCUUACGCCUACGGUUCGGGAAGAUGAGCUCUUGAAGACCCUACGACAGCCGCAGUUCUUCGGGCAAUACGGUAACAUCCAGAAGAUCUCUAUCAGCAACCGUAAAACGUCCGACGGCCAACAUCAAUCUCUCGGCAUCUAUGUGACGUUCGAGAAGAAGGAGGAUGCGGCACGCUGUAUUCAAGCUGUUAACGGUUCACAAAAUGGCGAUAGGGUUCUCAAAGCUCAGCUCGGCACGACGAAGUACUGUUCUGCUUGGUUGCGGCACGAACAGUGCACGAAUCGGCAGUGCAUGUUCCUUCAUGAGCUGGGCGACGAGGAAGAUAGCUACACCAGACAAGAUCUUUCCUCUCUCAACAGCAUCAACAGUCAGCGUCCAACAUCGAACCCCGCCUAUGGUCCGUUCUUCCAGCAAGGAUGA